Molecule: messenger RNA, 8471 nt
Organism: Scatophagus argus
Lineage: Eukaryota; Metazoa; Chordata; Actinopteri; Scatophagidae
Gene: apba1a
Product: amyloid beta (A4) precursor protein-binding, family A, member 1a
Exons: 17
Coding region: 732-3620 (962 amino acids)
Biological process (GO): chemical synaptic transmission
Cellular component (GO): dendritic spine; plasma membrane; cytoplasm
Molecular function (GO): protein binding; amyloid-beta binding
Source: RefSeq, a predicted model, not a curated record
AAUGGGCAGGCUGCAGCCUAUUUGUUGUGUCCUAUAAUAAUGUGGCGGCGGUGGAGAAGAGGAGGGGCUGUGAGGCUGGAGGACCAACACGAACACACACACACACACACACACUCACACAAACAUAGGCACACAUUCAUACUGGCGCACACAUACACAGCAGCCGUUACAGGGAAGAUGGAGGACGGUGUGGCAGCGGCGGAGCGGACCUCCAGCCUGCUGCAACAUCACUGCUGAAAGCAGAAAGCAGUUACCUGGUGGUUUCCAUGACAACCAACAAUCCUGCGCCCAUAGAGUGAGAGAAAGGGGAGAGGCACACUGAUUUCAGCACGGCACAGUGAAGUGAGGAAGGCACCGCUAAUGAAGCUCUGUUAAGCUGGUGACAGACAUUUUGCAUCUCGCCAGUUAAGGUUAGAAGCAGUAACCUGACUGAAAGCAAUCUAUGUAUUGAAGCGAAAUCGAGAAGACUCCAGAUUCAGAAGGCAGCUUAUCUUCUCCAUACAGAAGAAAUCUGGGUUACAGCUCUCAGUGGAGCCAACAUCUCUUUGACAAAAUCAGUUGCACUGUGUGUGGUGCUCUGGAGAGAAAAAUAGCAUCACAGAAUCUAAAACUACUGUUGUCAAGUUGCACCUGGUAACAGAAGAUUUGCCCUGACCUCAUACGUACAUCAACAGGUGACAGCCUCUUAAAACCUUUCUCUGACACCUUGAACUAAACAGAACCGGACAGUCAUGAACCCACAAGAGACAGAGAUUGGCCAAGAAGUGAUGGAGGAGACUGAUGCUCCUACUCGCCAUCGCCACAACAACCACGGCAGCCGGUCACGUAACCACAGCAACCAAGAAAAGCGCUAUAGACGUUGUGAAGCUCCGGCUGGAGGAAGUGCUGGUGGUAGAGCCAGGGCAUCACAGCAGCGCAGGCCACAGGAGGAUCAAGACAUGGAGCUGCAACAUGGAGCUCAGUCUCCGCAGCCCCAGCCCAUUCCCAGACCUGCAGUGACACGUUAUCGCAGACAAGGGGACAGCGAGGCCCGGAUCAGAGCCCAGCAGCAGAGGCACAGACAGAGGCAGCAGAGAGAGGCAGAGCGAGCACAAUAUCUAGCUCAACAACAAGAGAAGCAGCACCACGCAGAGAUGACCCAGGAAGAUGAACGAGAGAGGGAUGAUUCAGUGCUGGCCCGCUCAGCGAGCACCGAGAGCGGCUUCCACACCCACACUGACCGGGCUGAGGGGGAUGAUGGUCUGGUGAUAAUGCCUCUGGAACCUGAGGGGCAACCAGAGGUGGAGGACGAGACGGGGAACUACGGAGUCCAGCUACGGCCAGAAGCAGAGGGAUACAGCGAGAGUGCUGAGGCUGAGCAGCAACAUCUCCAUCUACAUCCUAACUAUCCUCCUCAGCCCCCACCCCUUCCACGUGACCCCCUGCCUGAUAUACAAAAUCCCCAGAGAGAAGAUGAAGCAGAGGAAAUGUUGAACGCUGGCUACUCCAACUAUGUCUACACCCAGCCCCUGAGCCACUCAGGAGGAAGGAUCGAUGCCUCGACAGGUCAGAGCUUGGAGAGUUUAGACACUGGAGUUGUGGACGAAGCCUACUCUGAACCAUAUGACAUUUACUCACUCUCUGAGCAUGUUUAUGAAGAAAUCUGCGAUGUUCCGACAUCAGUUUCAUCAGCUGCAGAUGGAGCUGGGGACACAGAGUCUCUGCAACAGAGGAGGGCUGGCUUUCAGCUGUUGGAGGGCCGGGUGGGAGGUGGAGACUACCAUCAGCAAGAGGCAGUGGGAUCCCGCCUGCGCCACUAUGAUGAACGUUCUGAUGGCGAGUCUGACAGCCCAGAGAAGGAGGCAGAGUUUGCGCCGUACCCACGUGCCGACAGCUGCGACCAGGAGGAGGACAUCGACAGCAUCGUGGCUGAGGUCAAAGAAAGCCUAAGCUCUCAGAGUCUUCAGUGUGCUGCAGAAGACACCGUAGAUGAAGAAAACGAGCAACCACAGGAAGACGACAAACCACAUGCUGACUCCCAGACCGACUCGGACAAAAACCACAAAGCUACUAGCCGAGUUAAACCUGCCAGAAAACAGGCUUCGAGUCCUUCAGAGGAGGAUAUAGCAGUGAGGAACAGUCAGGAGAAGAGGGACGCCAUAUCCCUGGCCAUCAAGGACAUUAAGGAGGCCAUAGAGGAGGUGAAGAACAGAACAGUGAGAUCUCCUUACACACCUGAUGAGCCUAAGGAGCCUAUUUGGGUGAUGAGACAGGACCUGAGCCCCACUGCAGAGUGUGACCUGCAGCCAACACUGGGAGGCGAUUCUCCUGGUUCAGGCUCUCCGUCUCCUCCAGGAGCAGAGUCAUCGAGCAGACAUCUGCUGCAAGAUGACAGCUUUGAAUCUUCUCCCUCCAGUAAAGAGUCCAGGAAAAGCCUUGCAUCCUUCCCGACAUAUGUAGAAGUCCCAGGCCCAUGUGACCCAGAGGACCUGAUCGAUGGGAUCAUCUUUGCAGCCAACUACCUGGGCUCCACCCAGCUGCUGUCCGACAAGACACCGUCCAAGAACAUCCGCAUGAUGCAGGCGCAGGAGGCCGUCAGCCGCAUCAAGACGGCCCAGAAAUUAGCCCAGCACAGGAAGAAGGCCUCAGAGGGUGAGCCUCAGCCCAUGACGGAGGUGGAUCUCUUCAUCUCCACCCAGAGAAUCAAAGUGCUCAACGCUGACUCCCAGGAGACCAUGAUGGACCACCCUUUGCGGACCAUCUCCUACAUUGCCGACAUUGGCAACAUUGUGGUUCUUAUGGCCCGCCGUAGGAUGCCUCGACCCGACUCCCAGGAGAAUGUGGAGGCCUCAGACCCUGGUCAAGACAGCAAGCGCCAGUACAAGAUGAUCUGCCACGUCUUUGAGUCUGAGGAUGCCCAGUUGAUUGCCCAGUCCAUCGGGCAGGCCUUCAGUGUGGCUUACCAGGAAUUCUUACGGGCCAAUGGCAUAAACCCUGAGGACCUAAGCCAGAAGGAGUACAGUGACCUGCUCAACACACAGGACAUGUACAAUGAUGACCUCAUCCACUUCUCCAAGUCUGAAAACUGCAAAGAUGUGUUCAUAGAGAAAGCUAAAGGAGAGAUUCUGGGCGUGGUCAUUGUGGAGAGUGGGUGGGGCUCCAUCCUGCCCACUGUCAUCAUUGCCAACAUGAUGCAUGCUGGGCCAGCUGAGAGGUCUGGCAGACUGAACAUAGGAGACCAGAUCAUGUCCAUUAAUGGGACCAGUCUAGUGGGACUGCCACUGUCUACCUGUCAGAGCAUUAUCAAGGGUCUUAAGAACCAGUCUCAGAUCAAGCUAAACAUUGUCAGAUGCCCCCCGGUGACCACUGUACUCAUCAGACGGCCAGACCUCCGCUACCAGCUGGGCUUCAGCGUCCAGAAUGGGAUUAUCUGUAGCCUUAUGCGUGGGGGCAUUGCCGAACGGGGCGGGGUCAGAGUGGGUCACCGCAUUAUCGAGAUCAACAGCCAGAGCGUGGUGGCCACUCCACAUGAAAAAAUCGUCCACAUCCUGUCCAACGCUGUGGGAGAGAUCCACAUGAAGACAAUGCCUGCAGCCAUGUACCGCCUGCUGACCGCCCAGGAGCAGCCUGUUUACAUUUAAAAAGACAAAGCCCUGACCUCACACACCCUUUAAAUGUCCCGCAAUCAUCAGUCACUCCCCAAGCUGACACCCUCUGCCCCCGUGCUCAUCCUGCGCCCUUCUACCCACAUCUGGACUAUAGUGAGCUUGUUGGGCUGUUCUGUUGCUCAGCUUUGUCUUCACGUGACAACAACAGAGAAACCUGACAAAUUUGUUUGUGUGCUUUGGCUAAAGGUACAACUAGUUGAAAGGAUGUUUACACCUGAUGCAUUUUCACCACCUUGUAGUGCUCCACACCAUGACUGGGCUUUCAACUGUGCUGCUAUGUCACUGGCAGAGCACUGCCUGUGGCUAGUAAUUUCUCCUCCACCAAAUCAUUGAUGUGACAAAAUCUUUUUUUUUUUUUUUUUUUUGAUUGAUGUGCAUUUUAUGCACUCAUGCUUUAGCUACAUUCCAUGGGACCAAGCUUGCUUUCGACCUCAGCUCUCUCUCCUGCCACUGUUAUUCCCUCAGACUACUCCACUAUGGUGUUCUUUGCACAACACAGAGCUCUCCACAGAGGGAGUAUGUGAAUCUCGCUGACAAAUGAGUGUGUGAAUACACACUCCCCCUCAUCACAUUCCACAAGUUGGCUGCAUUGUUGAAGCAUUUCAUGCAGCUCCAUUUUGUAUUUCGCAUUUCCAACAGGAAAGCUUUUACGCUAUUGUAGUUUGGUUGUUUUGUUUCCAUUUGGUUAAUUUUUGUAUCCUCUGUACAUAGCACCAGCAGUUGCUCCAGUCAGCAUGUAAUGACCCCCAUUAGACUCCUCUGAUCCACCACAGACCAGUGUCCAAACAUCAAGCUGACUCACAUGAGACCCUGUUCCACCAAACCUGAUGACCUAAGACGUCCCCGUGUCAAGGUGUUUAUACAAGAUGCGGGAAUGGAAAGUAAGCCCGCUGUUUUCUAAGUUACCCCAGGCUGAUGAAUCUAAAUGUGAUGGUUAUUCCCUUUCUUCCCCUGAAAUCGGGAGGAGAGGAUAAAACAAUCCUCUGCCUCUUGUGUGGUGGACAAACAAUAUGAGCAUACCAAGACUUAAUAUUUUGGCUUCUGUUCACUGCUUUUUUUUUGAUAAUGUAAGUUAUGUGGCAUGAGUUUAGGAUGACAACAUGCUACCACAAGUGGAUGUACAAAGCACCAUACUGCACUGUGUACGAUAGUGUAGGCAUUUUCUCUGAAGGUUUGGGGGGGCUCUGCGCUACUAAAAGGGAUGUACAUUAAACACUGCUCAUCGCAAAUACAGCAACAAAUGUAUGGGGGAAAAAAACACUUUCACAGCACUAAUUUCAUCAGCACAACAACCACCACUCUGUUGUUCUCAGCUUCUCUUUCUAACUCAAAUACUGUUCACUUCCAGUUAACUGUUUUAAGCGUGAUGGGGAACAGUGAGAGCAGUGGAAACAAACAUGAAGGAGUUAAAGCUGGAGCUGAUCAGAAAACAGGGAGGCUUUUUACCAAAAUAUGAUGAAAUAUGAUACACCCAUAAAAGACGAGAAUUUAAAUUUUGUCUCUAAAAUAAGCUUCUUUCAAGUCAAGACCUAAUUCUCUAAAUUAUGGUCGUGGUAACUAUUGGAGAAUUUACAGUAAUCAACAAAUAACAUUUAACCUAAGUGCAGUCAAGAUACAGUGUAACUAUUGAUCACCAAAGACAUACACAUUUCUACAUGUAGCAGUAUUUAAUAACCAAAUUUGUGAAUGGGUAACAGAAUUUUAUUAUGAGUUCAAUGUGUCAUUUUUGCGAAUUUUAAUGUUCUCUUAAAUGAUAAGAACUGGGUAAUUAUCAUUGGGAAGGAGGGCAUUUUACAGGAAGGGAAAUGUGUAAUCAGGAUUGCUAUUACACUAUUUUGAAUGAUGCAUGUGACAGCUGUGACACAAUACACAGUCCAGUUCAAUAUAUUUUCCAUCAGUGUAUUCAGACAAAGCUGUAUUUUGAGUCAAGCUGAGGGAAUACAUGUCCCUAACUGCAGCAUAACUGCAUGUAUUCCAAGGCCACUCUGUCUUCAGAUCAUACAGUGGAGUCAUACCGAAAGAGCAGCAAAUGUUCACCACAACAGUUCAUUUCCACCUAAGCUCUAAAUUAUCCCUCAACAGUCACAUUUCUGUUCCAGCAAUGCAAACCUGUCAGGCGUUAAACUCUUAUCAAAAGUGCAAUGAGUUUUUGUGUUCAUUUAGAAAAAGAUAAAAAAAAAAAAAAAAACAAAACUGAAACAUAACCCUUUUAGUCUGAUUUUCUUUCUCUAUAUUUUAAUGUUUCAGGGAAAUUCGAUAAAUACUGUGUAUUAAUACAUGAACACAGUGUAUAGUAGCUUGUUUUUUCAGAAUGGUGCUUUUCUUUAAUGUACUCUUGAAUGACAGUGUUUAACAAGUUGCUGUAUGUUUUAUCCCAUUUACUAUAAAAUGUAUAUUCUUUGCAUUGCUGGUGGCCAUUUCCAAAGUGCAAUAUGCUUUUUAUUUAUCUUUAAGAAAAUCAGCUUGCAAAAAAACCUGAAACCUGAGGUAGAUAAUCCAUCACAGUGAGCAUUAUUGUUGUUUCUAACCUUGACAAAUUGGAUGUUGGUAAGUCAGUGACUUCCUCUAGAAACAAAAAUAUAAAAAGGAAGGUUCUACUGUGGAAAAUGGUCAGCUGGGAUGUUGAGAAACAGUGUUGGGUUAAAACAUGCAACAACUCUGGCAUGGACAGACUGUGGAUGUUCCCGAUUGGCUGCUGUUUUGAACUGAAGAUACUUUGAAUCAACGUGUGUUUUAGUAAAAGUGCUGAGAAUCACGAGACAAACUAACGUGAGCAAAGUACGGAGGUUUUCCGUGACAGCCGUCUUGUAAAGAUAGGGGUAGGACAUGUUAAAUCUGUCACAGUGAAUGUUUUUAAUGCAUACUGAUGUAUGAUACAACAACAACAACACGCAUGAAUACCUUUUAAACUGGUUUACUUUUACUGGAAGAGGUUCUCUACCAUUUCCAUGCAUCAGGAGGUCAGUUAGACACCUGAUAAAUACAGUAAAUUCAAGUCUGUGGUACAGUUAUCCAGACUGGGCUAGAUGCCACACUCAUAUUUAGUAGUCUACAGUUGGCAUAUUUUGACUAACAGUAACAGUACUGUAAUAUUACAUUGAAUACAAGAACACAGUGUUAAGAUUGUCCCCUUGAUAAAACCUUGUUUGCUGGCUAGCAAGAUAGUUUUGCACAGGUUCCUCUUGUUCAUUUUUAACCAAUUACUUGCUGAUAAAAUGGAUGUUUACAUUUUAAAUCUACAGUACAUCCAAAAAGUAACUUUCAUACCUCACAGUCAGGUUUUUUUUUUUUGUUGAAAACGUCUGUAGCGGUGAAAUGAUCCCGCUCCUUUUCCACAGGCAAAGAGAGUAUCCUACUGAGAAUGUGCACGGUUAAGUGUCAUCACUCUAGCUCCACUCUCAUUGGAGGAACUGAAUGUGUUACAGUUGUCCCGUUUCAACAGCCCCUGGUCUCACCUGUCUGUCUAGAAAAGCCCAUCAACAAGCUGUUUUUAUUUCUUUUGGGUCAGAAAUGAGCUACAACACAGAGACUGAAGCUUGGACUGAAGCUGAAUUGAUGUUUUCUACUGUGACUGACUGCAAUGACAGAUGAUGUUAGAGUUUACACAAAAGCAGAAGGUCGUUUUCCUUUUCUCCUUUUUUUAUUUUGAGACUGUCACAGAUGGUGGAUCCAUGUUCUUCCUUGUAAAACUAAACCAGUCUGAAGAGGGAUUUGCUCUCCACAUGACUUGUGGUGUGUGCUAUCUGUAAGACUGAUGAACAACUCCAUGGAAAAAGGCUACUAAAUGUGGACUUUCUGGAUUUUUUGUGAAUCCCUGGAGCCUCUUUGCUGCAGUUCACUAAAGCAUUUGAACCCAUCAGCAACUCCUCUGCUCCCUUCCUAUUUCUCUGGGAAUGUACCCAUAUUUUUUAAAAAUUUAACAAGUUUUUGUUUUCCUGUUGGACAUUUUCAACAGGACUUGUGUUCUCCUUCUACUAUGAGUUUAAGGCUAAACUGUAACAUCUAUCCCAUUGUACAACCCUCUUUCAUAACCCACUGCUUAUUCCAAAUGUCUGUCCUCAUUACUGAAGCUCAUCUUGGCCUUACUACUGCUGGACUUUUUAUGAUGAUGAUGAUGAUGUUAAAACUGAUAUUGAAGAAGAAUAGACUGGAACACAGCUUCUCUGGAGCCAUGUGUUUACGCUGUACCAUUCUCACUUUUAGUGUGUGUGUGUGUGUGUGUGUGUGUGGCGUGUGUGGCGUGUGCGGUGUGUGAUUACAACCAAUGUACUCCAUGUUCAAACAAAAACCAGCUGGAUAUAUAAAAUACGCAUAUAGAUGAAAUAUAUAGAAAACUAUGUAAAGGUAUAUACUUCCAAUGGUUUUGUGCUUCAGUCAAUAGAAAGCAAUUUCAAGGGUCUUUAAACGUGAAUGGAAUGUACAAAACUUUGUGAAAUGACAUUCAUGUAUAUAUAUGUAUACAGCUAGAGCACAAGAUAAUUUAAGGUGUGUGAUAUUUUCCCUCCAUGUUCUGUCAGGGAUUGUAGGCUAGCGUAACACAAUGGAGCUAACCAAGGAAACAAGCACUUGAAGCCAGUAGCAGACAGCAGGGUUGGCUAACAAGUAUAUAUAAGUGCACUCAUUUUGAAUGUAACUGAAAUGUUAUCUCUCAAUGUGUCUAAAGAUUAAAGAACAUACAAGAAAUAUACCAUUUCUGCAAAGCAGCAGCAAUGUUUAUUUAUUUGCUAGCUUAUUUUUCCCGUGAUGUUCUAUUGGAGCUACAGUUCUGUACCAGAGCCAGAAUGUUUGUAACAGUAUUUACAACAAUAAAUGACUUGCAGAAGG